Molecule: messenger RNA, 1002 nt
Organism: Branchiostoma floridae (Florida lancelet)
Lineage: Eukaryota; Metazoa; Chordata; Leptocardii; Amphioxiformes; Branchiostomatidae
Product: deleted in malignant brain tumors 1 protein-like
Exons: 7
Coding region: 1-1002 (333 amino acids)
Cellular component (GO): membrane
Source: RefSeq, a predicted model, not a curated record
AUGUGCUUAGAUCCCAGCAGAAUCCGUCUCAUCGUAGGUUCCAGUGAAAACGAAGGCCGUCUGGAGGUCCGGCCGGACAACAGUUUCACCUGGGGCACGGUUUGUCAGGACCAGUUUGACAUGAGGGAUGCUGACGUGGUCUGCAGAAUGCUGGGUUAUCCCGAGGCUGACCAGGUUCGCACUGAUGCCAACUUCAGCCAGGGAACAGGACCCAUAUACAUGGAUGACCUACAAUGUGCUGGGAACGAGAGUAGCCUGUUCGACUGCUCGUACCCAGGAUGGACCAUUCACGACUGUGACCACGCCCAAGAUGUAGCCGUGGUCUGUCUUACAAAUUCCAGUAGAAUCCGUGUUACCGGAGGCUCCGGCCCGCACGAAGGACGAGUGGAGGUCCGACCGUCUGACAGCUUUAGAUGGGGAAGAAUUUGUCUCGACCAUUUCGACCUGAAAGAUGCGGACGUUGUUUGUAGAAUGUUGGGCUACCCAAGCUCCCAACAAGUUCGCCAUGCGGAUAAAUAUUUUGGCAAAGAUUUCGGAGCAGCGCCAAUGUACAUGGAUGAACUGCGCUGUGAUGGGACCGAGAACAGCCUGUUCAACUGCUCGCACGAAGGGUGGAGGAUUCGUGACUGUGUCCGACAUGUCGGAGUUGUUUGUGAUCCCAGCAGAAUCCGCCUUGUCGGAGGUUCCGGGCCAGACGAAGGACGUGUGGAGGUCAGGCAAGAUGGCGGUGUGACCUGGGGGACGGUUUGUCACGACCAGUUUGACUUGAAGGAUGCAGACGUUGUCUGCAGAAUGCUGGGCUACCCAAGUGCUCAGGCAGUUCGUAAUGACGCCUAUUUCGGCCAAGGACAAGGGGAGAUCUUUAUGGAUGAUCUACGAUGUGCUGGGAACGAGAGUAGUCUGUUUGAGUGCUCGUACCCAGGGUGGGGGAUUCACGACUGUGAUCGUACCCAAGAUGUAGGCGUGGUUUGUGCAGGGACAUCCAACAGCGAAACCGUCUAG